AUGUCAAGCAAUUUCGUGGAGGGGGUUGACCUCCAGGACCUUGUCUCUCUUACUCAGUCUGAGGCGUUGCAUCGUUGCCUGGAUGGUUUGCUAACAACCGGUUUGCAAGCAACUGAGGUCGGUCGUGCGCGCCGGUUGGUGCAGCGCAUUUUAUACCAUCGUAAUCAAGGUGAUAAAGUGUUUCUUUCCUACACUUCCAAUCUAAUCUCAUCCGGCCUGCGGGAUACCUUUAUGGUUCUGGCGAAAGAAAAGCUUGUGGAUGCGUUCAUCUCCUCCGCUGGGGGCAUCGAAGAGGACGUCAUCAAGUGCUUUGGUAAGACCUAUGUCGGGAUGUUCUCGUUGGACGGUAAGAUGCUUCGAAAGCAAGGACUUAAUCGGGUUGGAAAUUUGCUCAUUCCAAACGAUAACUACUGCCACUUUGAGGAGUUUCUCAUGCCCGUCUUAAAGUCAACGCUGGAGAUGCAAAAAGAAUCCCUCUGGGCUGCGCAUACCGCGCCUUCAGACUUCAUAGCGGCAAUGGGCCGCGCCUUAGAGGUUCACGCGCCGCAGUCAGAAUGUGAAACGAGUCUGGUGUAUUGGUGCUAUAAAAAUAACAUUCCGAUGUUUUCUCCUGCCCUCACCGACGGAUCCAUCGGGGAUAUGAUUUAUUUCUUCAGCUUUAAGGAGAGUGGUUUGAUCGUAGAUCCGAUUAAAGAUGUGGUGAAGCUUCGCUCCCUUUGCGCUUCCAACGUAACCCCUGGCGGGAAGAAUCAUGGCAUCAUCUUAGGCGCUGGUCUCCCUAAAAAUCAUCUCCUUAGAAACAUCAAACUAGAUUGUAUGGUGGUGGUAACGACGGGGUUGGAGGCGGAUGGCUGCGCGAGCUCCUGUACGGUAGCCGACGACGUCUACUGCGGGUUAAUUAAAGAGGACUGUGAAGUAGUGCGUGUGCAAGGUGACGCCACGCUACUAUUUCCAAUGAUGCUUGUUACGGAAGCGAAGACGUCCGCCUUGCCUUGA
Messenger RNA from Phytomonas sp. EM1, 996 nucleotides. The record is from the annotation of a GenBank genome assembly. NCBI's taxonomy places the organism in Eukaryota, Euglenozoa, Kinetoplastea, Trypanosomatida, Trypanosomatidae.